Messenger RNA from Leptidea sinapis, 2611 nucleotides. It is a transcript of the gene dachs, whose product is annotated as unconventional myosin-Va. The transcript has 14 exons. Gene Ontology annotation, biological process: vesicle transport along actin filament; actin filament organization. The record is from RefSeq and is a predicted model, not a curated record. Gene Ontology annotation, cellular component: myosin complex; vesicle; cytoplasm. Gene Ontology annotation, molecular function: actin filament binding; cytoskeletal motor activity; ATP binding. Bases 110 to 2611 code for a protein of 833 amino acids. NCBI's taxonomy places the organism in Eukaryota, Metazoa, Arthropoda, Insecta, Lepidoptera, Pieridae.
CGUGCGCGCGAGUGGUUGUGAGUGUAGUGCGAGUGCGUGCGAGUGCGUACCAGUGUGUGCGAGUGUUAGCGGCGCGGCCGCAGAGUGGGAUGCGAGCGAGCCGCACGCCAUGGCCACGCUCGGCCUCUCCAAGGUGUUCAUCCUCGACAAGUACUUCACCGAGCUGCAGAAGUUCUGGGAGACCGAGAAGAAGCUGCAAGACGCGUCAUCGUCUAACGAGGCGGUGCACCUGCAGAGGCGGCUGCUGAGCCUCAGCUCCGAGUUGGUGACGCUCCGCAACCACCUGCACGUGGGAGCUGGUGCGGCGCCCGGGGCGCCAGGUCCCAGCGGCUGCCAGCCGGCCGUGCCGCCCGGGGCUCCAGGCCCCAGCGGCUGCCAGCCGGCCGUGCCGCCCCGGGCUCCGCUGCUGCUAGCUCCGCCCGCGCCGCCGCUCCCCCACCAGCCCCAAGCGCCGCCACAACCACCAGAGGUACGAUGGCGUGGUGCGGGGGGCGGCGACGUAGACGAUCUCAUCCACCUGCGAGGACCUCUCACCGAGGAUGCACUCGUCAGGACUCUACAGGCUAGGUUUUAUCAAAACAAAUUUUAUACGUGUGUAGGAAGUAUAGUGCUGGCUCUAAACGCGUACACGGACACAACGAACGCGCUGACUCCGAGCGCAGCGCGAGCCCAGCGACCCGAGCUGGCGCGACUGGUGCACGACGCCGUGCGACACCAGGGCGACACCGGCUGUCCGCAGGCCAUCAUACUCUCUGGCGUGUCGGGCUCCGGCAAGACGUACGCGUCCAUGGCGCUGUUGCGGCGCCUGUUCGACGUGGCGGGCGGCGGUCCUGAGACGGACGCCUUCAAGCACCUCGCCGCAGCCUUCACCGUGCUGCGAUCACUCGGUACAGCCGCCACUAGAGCCAACUCCAACUCCAGUCGCAUCGGCCACUUUAUAGAGGUUCAGGUAACGGAUGGUGCGCUCUACCGCACCAAGAUCCACUGCUACUUCCUUGACCAGACGCGAGUGGUGCGACCACCAGCGGGGGAGCGGAACUACCACAUCUUCUACCAGAUGCUGGCCGGCCUGACCGCUGAUGAACGCUCGCAGCUGCAUCUCGAUGGUUACUCGCCGCAAGACUUAAGAUACCUUGCAGCGACGGCCCCGGGUGCUGCGUGCGGGCCGUUGGCACCGCUGGCUCCGGACGGUGAACAGGCAGCGCGCUUCCAGGCGUGGCGAUCCUGCCUGGGGGUGCUGGGGAUACCCUUCCUGGAUGUAGUGCGCGUGUUGGCCGCCGUGCUACUUCUGGGCAACGUGCACUUCUCCGAAGAUGCGCCCGAUCCCGGCGGCGAGGCGGAGCUGGCUGCGGCUGGUGCUCUACUGGGUGUGGGGGCGGCGGCCCUGGUGCGAGGCGCAGGCUGGCGCGUGGCCCCGCGCGGGGCUCGGUCUCCGGCGCGCGCGCCCGCCACGCCCGCGGCGGCAGCCCGUGCACGCGACGCGCUAGCUAAGGCACUUUACUGCCGCACCGUGGCCACCAUUGUGCGCCGCGCCAAUUCGCUCAAGCGGCUCGGCUCCACGCUUGGAACGCUAUCUUCGGACUCUAAUGAAUCAGUUCAGUUGGCGGCGGCGUCGCGACGCGCGUCGACGGCGGGUAGCAGCGCGGGUGGAGGUGCCCGGGCGCGGGCGGCGGGGGCGAGGUCAAUGGCCGCGCUCAACGACGCCGUGCGGCACGCUACCGACGGCUUCGUGGGCAUCCUCGACAUGUUCGGGUUUGAGGACGCCGCACCCAGCCGUCUGGAGCAUCUGUGUGCCAACCUCUGCGCGGAGACGAUGCAGCAUUUUUACAAUACACACGUUUUUAAAUCAUCGGCGGAGGCUUGUCGCGAGGAGGGCGUGUGGGCAUCUACCGGUGCACUGGAGGUGGAGUACGUAGAUAACGUGCCAUGCAUAGACCUGGUGUCAUCGCUGCGCAGUGGUCUACUGGCUACGCUCGACGCCGAGUGUGCGGCCCGUGGCUCCCCUGAGCACUAUGUCGCUAGGAUUGAAGCUGCGCACAGAGGACACCCGCGGCUAGGGGAGGCGCGGGGCGGACGACGGUUUGCGGUGCGCCACUACGCGGGCGAAGUCACCUACGACGCGAGCGACUUUCUGGACGCCAACCGCGACGCCGUGCCCGACGAUCUGAUCGCCGCAUUCGACACCAGGCACUGCGAGUUUGGGUUUGCUACACAUCUGUUUGGGGCUGAACUGAAGGCCCUGGCUGCGGCUGGCGGCGCGACGGGUGCGUGGUUUCGCGCGUCGCCCACGGCGGCGGGCGCUACGGCUGCGGCAGCAGGCGCGGGCUCCUCCACGCUCACGCAGGACUUCCACACGCGGUUGGACAAUCUGCUGCGUACUCUGGUGCACGCGCGACCGCACUUCGUGCGCUGUCUGCGCGCCAACAGUACCGAGACGCCCAUGCUCUUCGAUAGAAAGACAGUCGCCGCCCAGGUGCUGGAGACCGUGCAGCUGAUGGCCAACGGGUACCCGCACCGCAUGCGGUUCCGCGCGUUCAGCGGCCGCUAUCGCGCGCUGUGCCGCGGGCGGGCGCCGGGCGCAGGUGAGCGCGACGCCAGCGAGAACUUCUAG